CCAAUCAGCGCUCGGCUCUCUCCGCGCUUAGAGCCCUUGUUCGGCCUUUGGUUUACUGUCGGGCGAGUGGUUCGUGUACGUCUAAAUCUGAAGCAGACGAGUUGGCAACCACCCGUUUUCUCCCCAUCAGUGAAAAUAUUAUUGGGGGAAAAUGGAGUUCCUCCUCAUCUUUGGUGUUGCUAUGCUUGUGACCGUCUUCAUCGGCACAGCUGUGUACUUCAUUAUGACUUACGGCACCAAAGAAAAGACUUAUGAAGAAGCUAUUCUUGAACAGCGACAACGCUCAGAAGAUGCCUUUUUCCUGGGAAAAUCAGCCAAAGAAAAGCAGAAGGAGAAGAAAUUGAAGAAAGCUGGCAAGAAAGUUAAGGAGAAGUCUGAGAAGGCUGCUGCUAUGAGAGAAACUACUGACAGUGUGUCUAGUGAUGAAAUCGAUCAGAAUUCUCAUUCUCACCACAAGAACCAACAUGUAGCAUUUGUUGCUGAACCUGCUAUCAUUGAUGAACCACUUCCCUCAGCCACUCAGGAAAAAAAGAAGAAAAAGGUAACUAAGGCAAAACCCAUUCUCAUUAACAAAGAUGAUGCUCAGUUAGUUUUGCAAGUUAGUCCUCCUCUUGAUGUCAAUCAUUUUGAGACAAUCCACCCCAAAGACGAUUUGGAAAUGCGCCGCCAGAGUAGGGAUGAGUCAGCGGAACAGACCGGCAAAAAGGCAACUCUUAAACUGAUCGAGGUUGAAAAAAGUAAGGCAGCGAAGAAAGAUGUUGCCCCCAAGGUGGAAAAGACCCAGGCAGCUAAACCAGAGAAGCAAGUGGCUGCCAAGGCUGAGAAGGCGAACAACGUUUUAAAGGCGGAGAAGGCUGAACCGAAGGCCGCGGCGAAGGAGUCCCUCGAGAAGCAGGAGAAGGCUGCCCCGGUGCCAAAGGAGGAGAAGAAGACCCCGGUGCAGGAGACAGUCGUGGCGGUGGCCGCCAGUGUCGUCAGCGCGUCUGCGCCAGCGCCCAGCAAGAGCAAGAAGAAGAAGGGCGAGCUCACCCUGGAGCAGAUGACUGCUGGUCGUGAUGGUAUCAAUGCCAAUCUACUGGAGCCUCUUAUUCACAAAGCUGAACUUUCUCGUUCUGAAAUUCAAAAUCUGAUUGAUCUGUUAUUGAACAAACAGCAAGGAUCAGAGACAGAGGUUGCUGAAUGGAAUGAGGGGCGACAGGAUCCUAUGAUGAAGCUCAAGAAAGCAUAUGCUGAGAAGGAGAAGGCCUUACAGGAGGAGCAAUCAGCUUCUUUGGCUCUGCAAAAUAAACUGAGGGAAGUGCGUGCUGAGUCCAACUCUGAGCGCUCCCGUCUGACUGCUGUCAACAAACAGCUGGAGGAAAAGCUUCUAAACCGCACCAAUGAGAUUGCCGCAGCUACCGCCAAGUUCCAUCAUGAAAAGCACACUCUUGCCCAACAACUUCAGCAGUUGAAGCACCAGCUGGAUCAAGAACACCAACUCAUCAGAAAAUAUCAAGAUGAGCUUGGUCAGGCGCAAAAUGCCAUGCAAACUCAACAGACAUUGGAACAUCAUAUUGCUAACUUGAAUUUACAGCUUUCGGGACAAAAUAAUCAGAUUGGUAUUCUUCAGCAACAAGUUGGAGAGAACCAAACUGCUGUUCAACAGUGUGAACUAUUGUCAGCUCAAGUCGCCCAACUUCAGGAACAACUAAAGAAUGCUCAGAACUCUAACCAGGGAGAAGUCCACUCCAAGCAAAAGCAAUUGAACGAAAUAAAGGCUGCUAAGGAGGAAGUUGAACGCCAGUUAUCUGCCGCAAGGCAGCGAGAAGGACAACUCAGCUCUGAACUGGCUAAGCUGAAGGACCUUUCUGCUCAACGGCAGUCUGAAAUAGAGAAACUCUCUGCUGAAGCUGCAGAGGUUUCCAAACUCCGUGAAGAAAAUGAAUCUUUGACUUCCCAGUUUUCUCUUGUGAGUCAACUUCAGAAGGAGGCUCGUCAGUUAAGAGAGGAGAAUGAAUCACUUGCUGCUCAGGUUACUGCGGUCACCGAACGUCCUGCAGCUGAAGGACGUGAGAAUGGUGAUGUUGUGGAGGAGAAGCAUGCUGAUGGGAAACUUGCCUCAGCCCAAUUAAUAAAUGACCUGCGAGAAAAAGAUUUGCAAGUAGAAGAGCUACUUGAACAAGUCAAACAAGCAGAGAAGUCGGCCAGCAGCACCAUUGACUCUCUGAAGUCCGAAAUCAAUGCCCACAAAAAUGAAGUAGCUCUACUUACCACAGAGCUUGACCAGCAAAGGAAAAAAAAUGAUGAAUUAAGAAAUAAAAACUACAAGGCCAUGGAUGCUCUUACAGCAUCAGAAAAGAUGUUCCAAUCAAAAAUACAGGAAACAGAGAAAGUUGUUCAUGAGGCUGAAAAAGCCAUCCAAGUAGCAGAGGAAAAAAAGAUGCAAGCAGCACUCCAGCGGUUGUUCCCAUCCAUUACUGUUGAAGAAAAAGUGCACGACCAAUGGGUGAAAAAAUUCAGUGCUGCUGUCAGCAAACAUAUAACUGAAUUAAGCAGUAAGCAGUCAUCAAAGCAGCUGCCGGAUGAUGACCAGUCAGCUGUUAUAGCUGAAUUAGAAAAACGUAACUCACAACUGUCUGGUAUGGUUACAAACUACAAGAGAAUCAUCGAAGACACUGAGGGUAUGCUGAACAAACUUCAACUUCAUGUAGAGGCUGAAGAAACUAAGUGGCAACAACAACUUGCUGACAAAGAAGCUGAGCUGGCAACAGUUAUUCGUGAAAGGGAUGACCUGCGCAACCAUUCAUCCGGAGAUAAGGCCUCUGCGGGCACCGAUAUUUGUGGGAUUCACUUUGCAUAUAACUGUAUUGAAAAAUCUCUACCCUCAAUCGUGCAGGAGGUUGACACCCAAUUAGGAGAGCUCCAGAACAAACUUCAAUCUGUGGAGGCUGAGAGAAAUAGCCUGAAAUCCCAGCUCUCAACUAGUAAAGAUACACUCUCUACAAUUGACCAACUAAAAGAAGAACGCAAUCGUCUCUCAGCUGACUUGGCAGCAGAACAGGCUAAGGCCUUAGACCAAUCAAAUCAGUUAGCCAAAUUGAAGUCGCUCUUAGAGGAGACAGAAAAUGCAAUUUCACAAGAGAAGGCUAGUUCACAACAGUUAAAGGAAGAAAUAGAAAAACUGAAGGAAAGUCACCCAGCAAUACCUGCAAGCCCUGUCCCAUCUGUUCACAAUGGUGCCACAAACGGUCCAUCAGUGGAACCAGCCUCUGCUGAGAAAGCAGCUUCUUCUAAGAAGAAAUUAUCAGGUUGGUUCAAAAAGAAAACUGUAGGCUCUAAGUCCCCUCAGCAUUCACCCAACUUAUCAGCGAGAGGUGAUGAUUUUUUGACCAAUGAAAGAAUGGAGUCUUCAUGAGGUCAAGAAAUACUUUCAGCGCCAUUAUCAUCCUUAUAGUAAGAAGAUAUUUUGAAUCAUUUCUGUUCAAUGAAUUUGUCUGAACUUUAUAUAAACUUGUGGCAAGAAAGGGCCUAUGGCAGCUGUGUGACAAUAACACACAAUUUAGCGUAAGCCACUUAAUUAUGGAAUGCAAGACCAAUACUUCAACUGAUGCUGUAAAAGCACAAUGACUGAGAUAUGAAUAUAUGUGACUGUGUUCUUGAUCUUUCUUGUACUGUAAUAUUUUUAUCAUCUAUUGAUUAUCAAAACAACUGAAUUCAUUUUCUUGUGAUUUGCAAGAAAGAAAAUCAUACCAAUCAUUCAUUCAUUCAUAUUAUACCUUGAUAAAGUGUAGGAACUGAGUUUCAAUUUGUUGUGAAAUUGAGCCAUUUUAUGUGAGACAUUCCAUCUGCUUCUGGCUUGCAAAAGUAUGUGUUAAUUAUUUAAGACACUGAAGAUGAAAGUUACCUUCCUUAUUGAAGAAGCCAGUGAUCAAUUCUAUGUAUUUAAUUUCAUGCCCAAUGCCUUUUGAUCCGGAAAGUUUUUUAUAAAAUUUCCAGGCUUGGCUUUUAACCUUCCUUUACUCAUUGAGAAUGAUUUCUCAUAUGAAGUUUCCUGCUGAUUUGUUAUAUGUUUUGCCAUGGACGAGGCUGCGAUCAACAUUUCAACAUUUUCCCAUCAUUUCAUAUAUAGAUAGUUAAAGAUGUGUGACAAUUUUUUUUAUACAAUCAACUUUUUUUAUCCUCUUAGCUUUUUACUUUUCUCUAAAUUGUGAUGUUCAGGGUUGGAUAAUGAACUAAGAACAAUGAAUUUACCGUAAUUUAAAAAGAAGGGUAAAACCUACCCUUGUAUUCUACAAAAUGCUUUGAUAUAAGCAUUGUUUUUACAGGGCAUCUGCCUUGGAAAGUUGUCCUCUCGGGCCCUGAUGCAUUCUUCGAUGCUUUGCUUGAAAAUAGUUGUUAGUGGAAUUUUUUAGGCACAUGCUUUGUAUGCAUAUAUCAGAUGGGAUAUUGAAGUGUUAAUAGCAAUAAAAAUAUAGUUGCUUGUUAGCUGCUGUUACCUUUGCAUCAAGGGGAGUUAUGAGAUUAAGUUUGUUUUGGAAAGCUUCUCAUGUCAGUUUUAAACAUAAAUCCUUGAUUUAUGAAUUGAUGGGAUUUUAUUAAUUUCAUGAUAGCUUUUCAUUGUUAUGCUUUGUGACUUUAUUGUUUAUGAGAAAUUAUUGAAAAUAAACUACUAUAUGUUAUUAUAGUGCAGGAUAAAAUAUUCAGCAGCUUUCUUCCUUAUGACCUGUAUUUGGUGAAUACUAGUCAGGCUAUAACAGCAUCCAGUGAAAGUUAGACUAUUGUGAGAGCUGACUUACAGGGGACCAUGUUCCUUUGAAUCUCUAGUGCCAAGUUCUUUAUGUUGAAGCACUAAUAAUUGUGCAUUUAUAAGCUGCUACAUUUUUAUCUUGCAUUAUAAGCCUUUUCAGUUUUAUAUAUUGCUGCUAGCUAUUAUAUCUUGUAUUUAAAACUUUUUUUAUUAAACUAUGAAAGCUGACAGCAUGGUGAAUUUCUGUGUGAUCAUGAUUAUUUUUGCUAAUGAAUUUAUCUUUUCAGCCUGGAAAGAUGUGUAUUUGUGUUAAAGACAUUCUAAACUCUUGGUUAAGUUAAAAUUCAUUUUGUAAAUUUGCCAGUAAGAGCUUGUUUACUCUCUCUCUGAGUUGUAAGUACUCAAUCAGUUCAUCAAAUGAGUGACAAUGUUCCUGCAUUAAGACAUGUGGAUUGGUGUCUAGUUUCUACCUUGCUCAAUUGUUACCAAGCACAACCAGCAGGAUUUGCGUUUGGGCAAUGAAGUCUGCCAAAUAUGGUAAUACUCAUGCAUCAUUGUACCAUGAAUGGGUCUAGCUUUGAGAUGGAACAAAGAAAUGAACUCUUGUCCCUUUUAUAAUGACUAUUUCUAUUAGAGGCUACCUGGUUAGCAUUGCUCCACGUCAAGUGAUUUCAGAGUUGGCUGGGCCAAAUACCUAUUACCAGUGUACACCUGACCACUCUAAUGGUUAAUUCCUUUUACUGUUUAUAAUAUUUGUUUUUUUUUAUUAUUUUUGGUUUGCAGAGGAAACAAGUUUACUGUCCAAAAAUCAUAUUGCUACACUUAGUUUAAUAUUGCACUAUAAUAUCAUUCUUCUUUUUGAAUUUUUGUAACGUAAAUUGUGAUUUUAGACGUCUAAGCACUCAUGGUAAAUGUCUUGGAAACCCCUUUUGAUACUGAUAAUCAGUGAUAAACUUGAGAGUAUGAUGACCAUGCUGUACUUACUGUCUGUAAAGCCUGUACUGAUAUGAUUCCGUUCCUGUUUAGAUUCCUCUUUAAUUUUAUACCAUAUAAAUUAGAUAAUUAAGCUCAUUGUGUGGUAAUGGUGCAAUAUUGGUACAUUGUCAAUUUUUUUAUUGUAUCUCUUUGUGGUAAUGAAUAUGGUCUACCCUUC
Messenger RNA from Frankliniella occidentalis (western flower thrips), 5879 nucleotides. RefSeq names its product nucleoprotein TPR (gene alt). The record is from RefSeq and is a predicted model, not a curated record. The transcript has 20 exons. Gene Ontology annotation, cellular component: endoplasmic reticulum membrane. Bases 152 to 3394 code for a protein of 1080 amino acids. NCBI's taxonomy places the organism in Eukaryota, Metazoa, Arthropoda, Insecta, Thysanoptera, Thripidae.